This is a messenger RNA of Aspergillus tanneri, 639 nucleotides long. RefSeq lists its product as uncharacterized. The transcript has a single exon. NCBI's taxonomy places the organism in Eukaryota, Fungi, Ascomycota, Eurotiomycetes, Eurotiales, Aspergillaceae. The coding region runs from base 1 to 639 and encodes 212 amino acids. The record is from RefSeq and is a predicted model, not a curated record.
AUGUCUGGCAAAGUCCCUCAUGCCGCCUUUUGUGAGGAGUACGACGAAGACGCACAUGUUAUCCUUCCCGAAACUCGUCGAGUUGCAAACGUUGCUGCUAAACGAUCCAAGACCGACCUGAUAUCUUCUGCGGAGCCUCUGGUUGAUGUUGCGAGCGAUUCUGGUUAUUCUAGUCGCACUGCCGCCACCGUUAACAGCACCCAAUCUGGCCCGUCGGGCCAGAAAAGUCCCAUCCCUCUUAAAUUAGACACGGCGCCCAAGAGAGUCGACCUCGAUCGUGUUCGAUCUCAUCGCAAAGAACGCACCAAGGAACGAACUGCCCGCCCUGCGCGGGAUGACAAGAUGCAGGUUGGAACUUACCCCAGUGCCAGCCAUCAUCAGCAUCCUUCCAUGCAGCGAUCCCCAUCGAGGUCUCGAAGGAGGGAGAGUGCCCAUUUGCGGCACUAUCCAGGGACCUGCUGGGAAUGUGAUCAGGGGUUGUAUCAUGCCACGAACCCCGUUGAAGUACGACAGAUGGAAUAUCCAUACUAUAUGUCUCAACCGUCGACGCCUUCCGUGCAUGAUUUCCCCCCCGCCAUCACCCCAAGCUCCACGAUACCCCCCGUCGAUCUCUCAGGAUGUCCAUGUCGCGUCUCAUAG